AUGUCUAGCGGUGCAUAUUGCCGGAUAGAAAUAUCCUGCCUCGAAGGCAGGGCUCAGUCGGUCCGGUUUCGCCAAAAGCUAUUUCACUCUCUCUACAACGCUCUCAAGUCGUCAGCUUCAGCUCUAAGAGAGGCUAUAGCCGCGGACAGUGGCAAUGGCGAAGCAGAAGUCGCGCUUGAACUAGCUCUGGCCCUCUCGGAGUUGCGUACACAUUACGACACGCUGAAUCUCGAGGAGGAACUGAAGGAGCAGCGGUCGCUGGAGAAUCUAAACGCCACUACAAACAUAGGAAUCAUUUACGUGAUUCCUGCAAAGCAAAACCUCUACUACUCUGUCAUAUCGGCACUCACGGCGGCUUUGGCAGCAGGAAACUGUGUAAUUGUCGAGCUACCUCCGACUCUGACUCAAGUCUCUGGAUUGUUGCGCAAAAUCCUUCCCUCUGCAUUGGACGCGGACGUCUUUACGAUCAGCAGCACAAGACCAUCAGAAACAUUCCUGUCGAAAUGCCGUGUUCUUGCGCAGACCGAUGAAGACCAAGCGACAAGCAGUCCUUCUCAGCUCUCAGCAAAGGUAGUGGCAGUCGUUGACAGAACUGCGAAUGUGUCUGAAGCCGCAUCAGUAGUCAGCACCUCUCGAGUAUCAUUCAAUGGCCGGUCUGCUUACGCCCCAGACAUUGUACUCGUCAACGAGUUUGUAGCAGACGACUUCUUAUUCCAUCUCGUCCAAGCUAUUACUUCACCAAUGUCGACAACGAGUCCUACAGCUUCUCAAGCUCGGUCUAAAACGCAACCCGAUCCCCAAUCACCAACAAUGAAAGAAGUCGAGAACACCGAAGGGCUAAGAAUCAUCAUGUCAGGAGCAAACGGAAGCAUUGUCGAAGUCAGGGACAGGACAAAAGUUGCCUUGGGACGCAGGAUUGCAGGUCGAGUCAUCAUGGUCUGUCGAAUCACUAGUCUUGAUGACGCUAUCGAUCUGUGCAAUGGCUUUGGAACGCCUCUCGAGGCAUCAUAUGCCUUUGCUGCACCGACUGAGGCGAAUUACCUGGCUAGGUUCAUUGAUGCACGCAUCUCCUGCGUAAAUCAUAUCCCAACCGAACUGCUCAUUGGCCCAUUUGCCCCAAAGCAUCCAACCAUAGCGCCGAGUCCAUCACCCCGAUAUCCUUCUACCUUGUUCCGCUCUCCACGACCGCGGCUUGCUCAAGCGUCAAAUCUGACCGAGAUCUGUCGUGAAAUAAUUCGUUCGAGAUCGACGAAAUCGCUCGAAUCUUGGGCUCGGGCGACCAUGGAGCCUCCUCUUCCAGCCAUAAAACAAGCAGAUGGAAGAGCGACUGGCUUCUUUGAUCAAGCGUUGAUGGUUAUUGGCGGUACGGCUGUCUCAGUGCUGGCAGGCAGCGCCUAUAUUUUGUUUCGAGUUUUGAGGAAACGGUGA
Molecule: messenger RNA, 1428 nt
Organism: Exophiala xenobiotica
Lineage: Eukaryota; Fungi; Ascomycota; Eurotiomycetes; Chaetothyriales; Herpotrichiellaceae
Exons: 5
Coding region: 1-1428 (475 amino acids)
Molecular function (GO): oxidoreductase activity, acting on the aldehyde or oxo group of donors, NAD or NADP as acceptor
Source: RefSeq, a predicted model, not a curated record